AUGGAGCGUGCGCAGUCUGCUGCCACUGAAGAGCUACAGAAGCAGCUGCGCCAGAAAGAAGUGCUCAAAGAGGCCACCGCGCAGCAGCUGGAGCGGGCCGAGCGACAGAAGCGGAGUGCAGCGCGCCGCGCGCUCCGAGAUCAAGAAGCGAUGGAUCGCACACUCGAGCAGGAGGAGCAGCAGCGCCAGCAGGACCCGGAUUGA
Symbiodinium natans is the source of this 204-nucleotide messenger RNA. Lineage: Eukaryota; Dinophyceae; Suessiales; Symbiodiniaceae. The record is from the annotation of a GenBank genome assembly.